Messenger RNA from Tripterygium wilfordii, 1078 nucleotides. Its product is annotated as transcription factor MYB73-like. Gene Ontology annotation, molecular function: DNA-binding transcription factor activity, RNA polymerase II-specific; RNA polymerase II cis-regulatory region sequence-specific DNA binding. The transcript has a single exon. Gene Ontology annotation, cellular component: nucleus. Gene Ontology annotation, biological process: regulation of DNA-templated transcription. The record is from RefSeq and is a predicted model, not a curated record. NCBI's taxonomy places the organism in Eukaryota, Viridiplantae, Streptophyta, Magnoliopsida, Celastrales, Celastraceae. Bases 60 to 815 code for a protein of 251 amino acids.
UCCUCCUCCCUCACUUUUUUUUCCUCUUCCCUUCACUUUUUUUAUUAGAUUCUGUGUAGAUGGAUCAAGAAUCUGGAAUGGAUCGGGUCAAGGGUCCAUGGAGGACCGACGAGGAUCAGCUAUUGAAGAAGCUAGUUCAAUGUCAUGGUCCACGUAACUGGUCCUUGAUAUCGAGAUCGAUUCCAGGUCGAUCUGGAAAGUCGUGCCGGUUGCGGUGGUGCAAUCAACUCUCGCCGGAGGUUCAACACCGUGCUUUUACGAAUGAAGAAGAUGAGAUCAUUGUUAACGCUCAUGCCAAAUAUGGAAAUAAGUGGGCUACCAUUGCGCGACUCCUCAAUGGCCGCUCCGAUAAUGCUAUUAAGAACCAUUGGAACUCUACCUUGAAGCGAAAGUUCUCUUCGAUGAUGAUGAACUGGAAUGACGGAGAGAAACAAGAGGAGCCGGAGAAGAAAUCGGCUAAAACUGCCUCUGCAUCUGGUGGCCUUUGUUAUAGCCCGAAUAGUUCUGCGGGAUCUGAUGUAAGCGAUGCUUCAGACGCUGAGUUACCGUUCUCGACACAGUCACAGCAGGUCGAAUCGGAAUCACCACUGUCUGAGACAGUGAAGGAAGAUGACGGUCCGAGUACCGUUCUAUCUCUGUCUCUGCCAGGAAAUGAGGUUCUCGGCGAGUUAACAAACCAACAAUUGACCGAUAAACAAACUGUGGUUUCCGAGGCCAAAAAGGCAACGAUUGGAUUUGGGCCCGAUAUGAUAACGAUGAUGCAGGAGAUGAUUAGGAUGGAAGUGAGGAGUUACAUGGAGGGAAUGCAAAAAUGAAGGGGGUUUAGCAUAUGAUUUAUUGAUUGAUUGGUUAAUUUGUUUUGAGAGGGACUGGUUAGGUUUUUUGAGAAGUUAGAGAAGUUUUAGGCCUGAAGGCUGAAUGAAAAGAAAAGACGAGAAAAGAAAACUGUUUUCUUUUUCUGAAAGAUUUUUUAUGUUGUACAGAGCCAAUGCAGGGAAUUUAGUUCAUGGCUUAUCGAGAUAUAAAAGUUAAAAAGAAAUUCUUUAUGACAAUUUUUGGGAUGAACUCUUUAUGCUAA